AUGGAAUUGAUGGUGAUAACGGCUAGAAGGUUGUGGUUGAGAAGAAACUCUUUUAUUUUUGAAGGAGUCUUUUCUUCCCCAUCUGACAUACUUGCAGGAGCAAAAGUGUCUCUAGAGGAAUUUAUGCGGUGCUCAAAUCCAGAUCAGUCUACAUCUGAGUCACAUACGGAGCAUACAGUGGGGUUUCAACAAGCUUGGAAGCCCCCUCCACAUGAUCAUAUAAAAGUCAAUUGGGAUGCAGCCAUCAGUAAACAAAAUAACUCUAUUGGGCUUGGUAUGGUUGCAAGAGAUAGCAAGGGGGAUUUUAUGGGGGCACGUUGCAUGGUAUUUCUUCAGAGAACGGAAGCAUGUAUGGCUGAAGCUUUGGCAGCAAUCUGGGCAGUCAAGUUUUGCAAAGAGGUUGGCUUCUUUGAGGUGAUAUUGGAAGGAGAUGCAGCACAGGUAGUGAAUGACAUAAAUUCACCUCUUCCUCAUCUAGCUAAAACUGGUCAUAUCACAGAAAGCAUAGUACAAGAGCUUCAAGGUUUUAGAUCUGCCAAAUUUGUUCACGUGAAAAGGGAGUGUAAUAAUGUAGCUCAUACUUUGGCUAGAUUGGCAGUGGAGCAAAAUCUCUCAGAUGUCUGGCUAGAGGAACCUCCGAACUGUAUUGCAGAUCUUAUUGUUAGGGAACGUUUGUGUCUCUAG
Alnus glutinosa is the source of this 684-nucleotide messenger RNA. RefSeq lists its product as uncharacterized. The coding region runs from base 1 to 684 and encodes 227 amino acids. Lineage: Eukaryota; Viridiplantae; Streptophyta; Magnoliopsida; Fagales; Betulaceae. Gene Ontology annotation, molecular function: RNA-DNA hybrid ribonuclease activity; nucleic acid binding. The record is from RefSeq and is a predicted model, not a curated record. The transcript has a single exon.